Brassica oleracea var. oleracea is the source of this 2421-nucleotide messenger RNA. Its product is annotated as protein CHROMATIN REMODELING 20-like. Lineage: Eukaryota; Viridiplantae; Streptophyta; Magnoliopsida; Brassicales; Brassicaceae. The record is from RefSeq and is a predicted model, not a curated record. The transcript has 14 exons. Gene Ontology annotation, cellular component: nucleus. Gene Ontology annotation, molecular function: ATP hydrolysis activity. Bases 97 to 2421 code for a protein of 774 amino acids.
UUGCGCUCUCAGUGAUCACUCUUUUCUCUCUGCACUGAGAGUUGCACCAGGAUUCUCUCACUUUUGUAGGAAGUGAAGGGAAAAGUACUCCUAGAGAUGGAUGCAAGAGAGGAAAACGAGGAUCCAAUGGAGAUGCAAGAUGACCAACAGAUGGAAGAAAACAACAAUCAAGAUGAGGAGAUGCAGGAUGUUGAUACAAGAUCUGAAAGUUGUGUUUCUCUUUCUGAUGAUGAAGAACAAUUGCUGAUGGGACAUGAUGAUGAGUUGGAUCUUGAGAAACCUCUGAGCGAGGAAGAGAUAGACGAGUUGAUUUCAGAGCUUGUGGGAGUAGAGAGUAAGGCGGCAGAAGCUCAAAAAGCAAUUGAAGAGGAGUCUCUUGCUAAAGUAGAGGGUGAAGUUAGGGAGAAACUAGCACGCACACUCCGUGGUGUUGAGCUGGAUAAAUCUGUAUCAGCUGAAAUGAUGACUUUUAAAGACGUAUGGGAGGAAACUCUUGAUAAUCUUGAAAUUAAAAGUGCAAACUUGUUGGAACAACUUGAUGGUGCUGGAGUCGAACUUCCAAAGUUGUACAAAAUGAUUGAAAGUCAAGCCCCUAGUCGUUGCCACACAGAAUUUUGGAAAAAAAGAACCCACUGGGUUGGGACUCAGGUAACAGAAGAAACAGUGGAAUCAUUGGCAAACGCAGAGACUUUUCUUCACACACACCGUCCUGUCCGAAAACGACAUGGGAAACUUUUGGAGGAGGGAGCUAGUGGGUUUCUGGAGAAAAAGUUUGCUGAUGAUGGUGUUAAAGAAUCUCUAGCUGGACCAUCUGAACUUGACUGGUCAUCUCUCAACAAAGUUUUUACGGAAAAAAAGGAUGAGGCUGUCUCCUUUGGUAGUAAGAAUUGGGCUUCUGUUUACUCGGCAAGCACUCCACAACAAGCUGCAGCCAUGGGAUUCGAGUUUCCAGGAGUCAAUGAGGUGGAGGAAAUUGAAGAGAUUGAUGCAGUCUUGGAAGGUACCUUUUUUGCUGAUGCAAUGGAAAACGAAAGAGAGCUUGCCCUAGCUGAAGAACAAAAGAAAAACUAUAAAAGGGUCAGAGAGGAUGAUGAUAUAAAUAUUGAUCGUCAACUUCGACUUCAUUUGAAUCGGAAGAGACGCAAGACAAGAUCUAAACAGGUUAUCAGGCACGAGGCAGAGAAUAGUGAUGAUGAGUCUGCGUGUUUGUAUGAGAAUAAUACUGUCCCUAACCGAGCUAGCAUUGUUGAUAUUCCAGAUGACGCUUCAAGUGAUGAACAUAUAGACUGCCACAUGGUUGUGGGAGAGAAACAAAGAACUAUGAGUGGUUUGCAAGACGAAGUAGAUGGCUACCUCCAUGAGGACUGGUGGGUGGACUCACUUGACAAAACUAACUACAAGGACUCGGACUAUAGUGGCAAAAUGAUCUUGCUGCUGGAUAUUUUAACCAUGUGUGCUGAUGUGGGUGAUAAGGCCCUCGUGUUUAGCCAGAGUAUCCCAACACUGGAUCUCAUAGAACUUUAUCUUUCAAGGCUACCUCGUAAUGGCAAACAAGGAAAGUUCUGGAAGAAGGGUAAAGACUGGUACAGAAUUGAUGGAAAAACCGUAAGCUCAGAACGCCAGAAGCUGGUUGAUAGGUUCAAUGAGCCUGAAAACAAAAGGGUGAAAUGCACACUAAUCUCAACCAGAGCUGAAUCCCUUGGGAUUAAUCUUUAUGCUGCUAACCGUGUGAUCAUAGUCGAUGGUUCAUGGAAUCCAACUUAUGAUCUUCAAGCUAUAUAUGGAGCUUGGAGGUAUGGUCAGAAGAAGCCAGUAUUUGCCUACAGGUUGAUGGCACGUGGGACUAUUGAAGAGAAGAUAUAUAAACCGCAAGUGACUAAGGAGGGGCGUGCUGCAAGAGUUGUGGAUAGACAACAAGUGCAUAGGAACAUCUCCAAAGAAGAGAUGUUGCAUCUUUUUGAAUUUGACGAAGCUGAAGAUAGCCAAAACACUUCACAGAAGGUUGGUUGCUGCUCAGACAAGAUGAUGGAGAACUUACUACAGAGACACAACCCCAAUUGGAUCUCUAGUUUACAUGAGCAUGAGACAUUGCUAAAAGAAAAUGAAGAGGAGAAACUGACAAAGGAAGAAAAAGACAAGGCCUGGGAAGUUUACAGGAGAGCGUUUGAGUGGGAAGGAGUUCAGCGUGUAGCUCCAGAGCUCCAAAAACCUUUGCCUUCACCACAAACAGUGCCCCCACGGCUCCCAAAGAGGUUCAACAGAAGUCGUUUUGUGAUCCCCAACUGCACUAGAACGGCGCAUCAGCGUACAUUCAUAGCCCAAGGAAGAAAAGUUGAUAGCAGCACGGUUUGUGGUGAGUGUGGGCUCGUCUUAACGUGGGAAGAUGUUACUACACCUGCGCCCAAAAUAGAUUACUUUUGA